This is a messenger RNA of Argentina anserina (silverweed cinquefoil), 871 nucleotides long. RefSeq lists its product as uncharacterized. The transcript has 2 exons. The coding region runs from base 122 to 508 and encodes 128 amino acids. The record is from RefSeq and is a predicted model, not a curated record. Lineage: Eukaryota; Viridiplantae; Streptophyta; Magnoliopsida; Rosales; Rosaceae.
UCUACUUUCGACCACACAAAUCUCCAUUGAUCCUAAUAUCUCUUCUCUCCUUUGUCUCUCUGGAGAACUGUAGAUACUGUACACCAUCUCUGCAUAUAGGUUUUGCUAAGGUUUGCCAGACAUGAAUGACUACGAGUUCAUAAUCCGUAUCAGCAUCAAAUCAUUUGUAGCCUUGGUCCUCUUCAUGGCGGUAUUAACCAUUAGUAGUACUACUACGGCUUCAGCAGUAUCUGAUGAUGUUCUUGAGUUUAUUCCAAUGAAGAAUUCGAUUGAGUUUCGAGUAAUGGAUGUGGUAAGAGCUCACGCAGCAGGACGAAGACGGAGGCUGGAGCCCUACCAGCUAUGCUUGGUUUGCAAGUGCUGCGCCGGCACGACAUGCUCCACCAUGCCUUGCUGUUUCGGCAUAGACUGCCAGCUUCCCGGGAAGCCCUUCGGGGUUUGCGCCUUUGUUCCAAAGAUCUGCAACUGUACCAACUGUACAAGUACUAGCAGUAGUAGUACUCCUUGAUCGAAGUCAUGUCACGUCUGUUAGAUCCAUCGAUCUAUUCCUCUUCGAUUUCGAUCUUGGAGGUGAAAGGAAGACGAAUUGAGAAGACUAACAGAAUCUGAAAAUAACUAUUGGGGUAGAGCAGAUCGAGCUGGUGUGCUUUAGCUAUAAUACAAAUGAUGACAACCUCGCAGUGUCAGAGAUUAGUAGUAGUAGUACCAUAGAGAAAAUAUUCGAUGUUUUACAAAUCUUUUGGAGCGUCCUUCGUCUUGUAUAAAAAUAUUGAUCACAUCACGUGGAAUACAACACAUUGCUGGAGAUUAUGUACAUGCAAGUGAUUGCAACCUCACUAUCUCAUAUUAGUUGAUCUUGAAUAAUGAUAGU